CAUACCGGCGGUGUUCACACCUUGGUUCCCCUCAUCUCCAGUGGACGGACGGUUCCAGGGCCCGCGACUAUAUAUCCCGGGAGGUUAUGGAUAGGCGAAAACCAGAGUCACAGUGGUGGCCCAGGAUAUAGCACGAUGCUGCAGAGUGAAUGGAGCUUGGACAACGCUCUACCCAUCCCCCAACUCCCUCGUCCCUGGGCAAGCGCCGUUGUUGCUUCACUGGCCCUUCUGUGCUUUGGCGUCAGUUACGAUGGAGACUUUGUCUUUGACGAUUCAGAGGCUAUAAUCAACAAUAUGGACCUUAGACCCGAAACAUCACUUGGCAACCUUUGGGAGCAUGACUUCUGGGGAACUAAUCUUAUUAGCAAUACCAGUCACAAAUCCUACCGACCACUUACAGUGCUUACGUUCAGGUUGAACUAUCUUGUGGCUGGAGGAUUGCACCCAAUUGGAUUUCAUGUAGUCAACAUCGCAUUGCACAGUGUAAUUUCUGUAAUGAUGCUUGAUGUGUUCUCAGUACUUCUGGGUGGUAGGGUACAUGAUGAAAGAGGGAAGCUGCUUGAUAAGGCACCAAAAGCAUCAUUUCUAGCUGCUUUGCUCUUUGCUGUUCAUCCAGUGCACACUGAGAGUGUUGCUGGUAUUGUUGGUAGAGCAGACCUGCUCUGUGCUCUGUUCUUUUUAUUGUCCUUCAUCAGUUACUGUAAAGCCUUCAGGAAGUAUGAUGUGGCUGCAGAGUUCUCCCUUUGCUGGAUUUUUGCCAGCCUGUUGCUUUGUGCAGUUGCAAUGCUUUGCAAGGAACAGGGUAUCACGGUGCUGGUGAGAAAGUUUGUUGCUUACAGUUGGAAACCGAUGCUGUACUUUUCCUCAUAUUUUCUAUCUCUUGCAGUUGUUGUUCAAGUUCACUGUUCAUGUUCCCUUUUUUGUCUGUUCUCACAGGGUGUGAACAUAGUGUUUGAUGCACUAGUGGUUUGCAAAAUGGAUAUCCUACAGCUCGGAGUAACCCUGUUAGGGAAAGACAAAACAUCUGAGAGAAACCUAACAUGGAUAAGAGGGUUUUUUACUCGCGUUCUCCUGAUGUCAUUGGGUGGAGCCGUGCUGCUAUACUGUCGUUGGAGGAUCAUGGGCACUGGCCCCCCGGCAUUCACCGAGGUCGAUAACCCAGCCUCGUUUGCUGACAGUGCACUCGUGCGAACUAUUAAUUAUAAUUACUAUUACUCUCUGAAUGCAUGGCUACUCGUGUGUCCCUGGUGGCUGUGCUUUGAUUGGUCGAUGGGCUGUUUACCCCUGAUUAAAUCAUUCAGCGAAUUUAGAAUUCUUGCCCUUCUUGCUCUUUGGUCCUUCCUUAUUGGAAUCAUCUGGCAAAGUUUAUUCUCCAGAAGCCCAGAUGAAAGAAGAAUUCUUGCCUCUGGGAUUACCCUUGUGAUCAUCCCCUUCCUCCCAGCGUCUAACAUUUUCUUCCGAGUUGGGUUUGUGAUUGCAGAGAGGGUGAUCUAUCUCUCCAGCACUGGUUAUUGCAUCCUCUUGUCGUAUGCCAUGUGUGUACUAUCAAGAAAAGGCAGGCGAAUCAAGAGCCUUCUCUCUGCUGCUCUGUUGGGCUUGGUAACGCUGAAUGUCAUGCAAUGUAUCCGACGCAGCAGUCACUGGAGAUCAGAGGAAGCUCUGUUCACAAGUGCCUUAUCAGUGUGUCCCUUCAAUGCCAAAGUGCACUACAAUGUUGGCAAGAACUUAGCUGACCGAGGAAAAGAAGAGUCUGCAAUUCUGUACUACAGAGAAGCUGUGAGGCUCCAUCCAACGUACGUUCAUGCUAUGAACAAUCUGGGAAACAUCUUGAAAGAAAGGAAGGAGCUUCAUGAAGCUGAGAAGUUGCUCUCUAGUGCCGUGGCCAUUCAGCCUGAUUUUGCUGCUGCAUGGAUGAAUCUGGGAAUUGUACAAAACAGUUUGAAAAAGUUUGAAGAGGCUGAGAAAAGUUACUGGACAGCAAUAAAAUACAGAAAAAGAUAUCCAGACUGUUACUACAAUCUCGGACGCCUGUAUGCAGACCUUCAUCGGAAUGCAGAUGCUCUCAGUGCAUGGCAGAAUGCGACACUUCUCAAACCUAACCAUGGUUUGGCUUGGAACAACAUGAUCAUUCUGCUCGAUAACACAGGCAAUCUAGCAAAAGCUGAAGCAGUUGGAAAGGAGGCUCUAAAAUUGCUACCCAACGAUCACACCAUCAUGUUUUCCUUUGCAAAUGUGCUUGGUAAAUUGAAGAAGUACAAGGAAUCAGAAAGUUUGUUUCUAAAAGCACUUCAGAGUAAUCCCAAAAUAGCAAGCUAUCAUGGAAAUUUAGCUGUACUGUACCAUCGCUGGGGUAAGCUGAAACUGGCCAAGGAGCGCUACGAGAUUGCACUAAGACUAGAUCCUGCCUCGCCGGGGAUUGUGGAGAACUACAGCUUGUUGAAGAAGAAACUAGAACAACUGAAGCAGGGCUGACACAGAUGGCAGAAGGUGGAGAGAUAACUAAAUCAACAGGAGCUUGGCAGUUUCUGUUCAAGAUAUCCCUGCCUGAUAAAUAGUGCACUGGUGUAGGAAGGAACUGAGCUUCCACAGUGAGUCGCACACAGACCAGUUUUCCUUCAGGUGUGUGGUUGUGUUACUGCUGGCUCCUGCCUGUUAGGUCAACUUUGAGUGCCCUUUCUCCAGCCAAUAUUUAUCAGACUCCGCCUUAAAACAUUGUGAGUGAUGUGGCUUCUAUCCCCAGCUGCAGUCUGUGGGAAGCCCAGUUCAUCUCCAGUUACUGACAGACUUUGCAUCUAUGGAAGUGGGAUUGGCAUUGCUGGAAUAAACACCAUGGAUGCAUCGUUGCAGGCUGUUGAGCGCCAGGGGUUAACCCUGGUGAAGUACUUUGGGACAUGAGGAACUACAGGGCCUCUUGAGCUUGUCCCACUAUUCAAUGAAUCAUGUCUGAUCUCUCCACCAUACUUCUGUAACUCCUAAUGUCCUGGUUCAGCAGUAUCUAUUGUGCUCUAUAUUUACAUUUUAACCCACAGCCUUUUUGGCGGUGGGAUUUGCUGAUCUCCCUUAUCCUUUGUAUCAAAAAGUGCUUCCUGACAUCACCCCCACAGAGGCUAGCCUCUGAUUUCAAGGAUCUGCCUCAGUGUCUAUACCGUACUCACCAGAGGUGGAGUCUCUGUCUCUUGCUCCGAAUCUCUCCCUUUCUCCCUCUCCCCCUCUCCCCCUCCCCCUCUCUCCCUCCCCCUUCU
Molecule: messenger RNA, 3242 nt
Organism: Mobula hypostoma (lesser devil ray)
Lineage: Eukaryota; Metazoa; Chordata; Chondrichthyes; Myliobatiformes; Myliobatidae
Gene: tmtc4
Product: transmembrane O-mannosyltransferase targeting cadherins 4
Exons: 17
Coding region: 136-2472 (778 amino acids)
Biological process (GO): endoplasmic reticulum unfolded protein response; protein O-linked glycosylation via mannose
Cellular component (GO): endoplasmic reticulum
Molecular function (GO): protein binding; mannosyltransferase activity
Source: RefSeq, a predicted model, not a curated record